Messenger RNA from Nothobranchius furzeri (turquoise killifish), 1646 nucleotides. The record is from RefSeq and is a predicted model, not a curated record. NCBI's taxonomy places the organism in Eukaryota, Metazoa, Chordata, Actinopteri, Cyprinodontiformes, Nothobranchiidae.
AUGGAGAAAAUAAGAAACAAACAAAAACAGUGUGGAAAACACAAAAGCACAGCAAAACCCAGAUUUCAUGAUGGGACCAACUGCUUUACCCAUAAAGCCUGUCAGGCAAAUGUAUUGAGAGGUUGUAUUUCAUUCUUACAAAUUUGUCCAAUUAAUAAACAAAUUGUUUUAUAUUUUGUUUCAGAAGAUCCAAAUCUUUCGGUGCAGCCCUCAAACAGCCCAGCAAAACCCCAAAUCCCAACGGAAUCACCAAACGCCACAGAGAGUCACAGUGUUAUUCAUCAUGACACCACCUUUACCACCACAGUCAGAACUUCCACUAGCUUUUCAUCCUACGAGGGAGAAACCUCCGAGUCGUCUCUGGGAGGCAGGAACGGCAUGGCACUGACCUCACAGGGAAUAGUACAAAACAUCUCACAAUGCUGUAUAUUUGAGAACUCUACGCUUUCACCAGGAAAUAACCAGACCUCGCAUGAAAAAGCCAUCUCAGUGGGGCAAAAGGUGGGGAUCAGCUUUGUGGUGGUCUUCAUGAUCUGUGGGAUAGUCGUCAUCGGUAUCUUCCUACUAUAUCGAAGGAAAAACAUGACCCCAGCAUCGACUAGGCAUGAAUUGGAACCAAUGAACAACCCAGCUUAACUUUAGUACUGGUAUCCAGAGAUGUGGAGCAGCAACAGUGUUACUGGAGGAAUUGUCCUAAUGCAGAAGAGUAGAAUGCUACCAAUGUGAUGAGUUUAUAAACUAAUGCUUUGAAGCUUCAAAUUUAACACUUGUCAUUGCAAUAUUUAUUUUUAUUUUACUGUAUAACUAUGUUUCUGAGCGCGAAUCAAAGUUAUUUGAACGAGAACACCAGGGACCUCAUUUAUAAAAGUUUGUGCAGAAUUCUCACUAAAACUACAUAAACCCAGCCCAGAAAAUUAUCUUAUGCAAAGAAAUAUGCAGACCUAUAAAACACUACUCAUGCACAGCUGCACAUUUCCACUUUAUAAAUCACACAGAUCCUAGACAUGUGCUUGGGUGUCCUACACACCCAUGUUCUGCUAUAAAUGGUUGUGCAGCACCAGGCUAAAGACCAAAGGUGACAGAUCAUUUGCUGCUGUGACCCCCAGACUCUGGAACUCUCUCCCUCUGAGCCUGAGAUCAGUGGACUCAGUGGUCUCCUUUUAAAAGCAGCUGCAAACUCACCUGUUCAGGCUGGUUCUUGUGUGACCUUCAUCACCCUCUCCUUGUUCUGCUCUCCCUACCUAUUCCACCUUCCUCAGGAUCCACUGAUUUCCAUCUUUCCUAUUCACUCUCUCUCUCUUUCUUUACAUUUUAAAUCACAAUAGUCAAUUUUUUGCUCAUUUUAAAUAUAUUUUUAAUCAUUUUCUAAUUCCCGGCCUGGGAUCUUUCUGCAUGGAGUUUGCAUGUUCUCCCUGUGCAUGCGUGGGUUCUCUCCGGGUACUCCGACUUCCUCCCGCAGUCCAAAAACAUGACUGUUAGGUUGAUUGGUCUGUCUAAAUUAUCCUUAAGUGUGUGUGUGUGUGUGCAUGGUUGUUUGUCCUGUGUGUCUCUGUGUUGCCUUGCGUUGGACUGGCUCUCUGUCCAGGGUGUACCCCGCCUACUUGCCCGUUGACUGCUGGAAAUAGGCACCAGCCCCCCCCCCCCCC